Myxozyma melibiosi is the source of this 1201-nucleotide messenger RNA. RefSeq lists its product as uncharacterized. Gene Ontology annotation, biological process: negative regulation of G2/M transition of mitotic cell cycle. The record is from RefSeq and is a predicted model, not a curated record. Bases 122 to 1129 code for a protein of 335 amino acids. Lineage: Eukaryota; Fungi; Ascomycota; Lipomycetes; Lipomycetales; Lipomycetaceae. The transcript has a single exon. Gene Ontology annotation, molecular function: protein binding. Gene Ontology annotation, cellular component: cell division site.
CCUGCUGCUGUGUUUGUAUUUGUAUUUGUAUUGUUAUUGUUAUUGUAUUGCAUUUGCUGUUAUUGUUAUUGUUAUUGUAUUUGCUAUUGCAUCUACUUCUACAUCUGCUUUCAUUGCUGUCAUGCCCAAACCAAACCUCUCCAUCGACCCGCCCCCCUUCCUCUCCUCUGACAUCGCGGUUCGCUCCGACCAAAACCACUCCUCCUCCUCCUCCUCCCCCUCCUCCAUCUCCUCCUCAGACAACUUCUCCUUCCGCCAGUCCACAGACUCCUCCAUCUCCAACUCCUUCUCCUCCUCCGCCCGCAGACCCUCCCCUCCCCCCUUCCACCGCGCCUUCUCCGCCCCCGUCGUCCACUCCACCUCCCUCCCCGCCUCGCCCUCUCCCUCCCCCUUCCCCGACCUCGCCGCCCUGCAAUUCUCCGAAGACCUCUCUCCCGCACAGCAUGUCACCCUCGGCGUCCGUCUCUACGAAACAAACCAGCUCGAGCAGGCCGCCUACCACCUCCAAGAGGCCGCCCACGCAAACCACAUCCCCGCCAUGAUCAUCUACGCCCUCUACCUCCGCCACGGCUGGGGCACCCGCCCCGACCCACACCAGUCCACCGCCUGGCUCUCCCGCGCCGCCGACAUCCUCUGUCGCCGCAGCAACAGCAUAGUCGACGUCGCAGACAUCCCUCCUUCCCCCUCCACCGCCACCUGCCACUCCUCCUCCGACGACGCCGCCAGCAGCAGAGGCAUGAUCCUCAACAGCCCGCUCUGCAGUCCCCGCUGGAAAAUGCCACUUUCUGUCGCCGCCAGACAGCUCGGGAAAUCGUACUCUUCAAAACAAGGCGACCGGAACGAGGUCAUGGCCAUGGCCUGUUUUGAAAUCGGCGCCCAUCUCGGCGACUCCCAGUCCAUGUGUGCCGCCGCCGAGCUGUGGACAAAGUCUGGUCUGGGAAGGAAAAAGGAUCUCUACAAAGCCGCUUCUCUCUAUCGACAGGCGGCUGAUCUCGGUCUGAAUACGCCUCAGACGCAAUGGAUAUACAAAGACAAGUACAAGCGGUUUCCCGAUAUAGAAACCGCAGAGGCUUCGAAGCGACGGUCUUUCUUUAGUAGGUUUGGCGGUAAGAGGAAGGCGUCUACAUGAUUUUGGUGUUUUCUUACUGAUUAUAUGCUUAUCAUUUUGUUUAACUGUACAAUAAUGUCAAUACAUCAAUGA